Messenger RNA from Rasamsonia emersonii CBS 393.64, 813 nucleotides. RefSeq names its product Sorbose 5-dehydrogenase (NADP(+)). Gene Ontology annotation, cellular component: intracellular anatomical structure. Bases 1 to 813 code for a protein of 270 amino acids. The record is from RefSeq and is a predicted model, not a curated record. Gene Ontology annotation, molecular function: oxidoreductase activity, acting on NAD(P)H, oxygen as acceptor. NCBI's taxonomy places the organism in Eukaryota, Fungi, Ascomycota, Eurotiomycetes, Eurotiales, Trichocomaceae. The transcript is spliced from 3 exons.
AUGGUCUCGCAGAAAAGCAUCCGCUGGCCAAAUCCCACACUCCCAGAUAGCGUGUUCAAGAUGUUCGACAUGCACGGCAAAGUGGUCAUCAUUACCGGCGGAUCGGGGGGCAUUGGCUACCAGGUCGGACGUGGCCUCGCAGAAGCUGGCGCGGAUAUCGCCCUCUGGUACAACACCUCGACGCAGGCGGACAGUCUUGCAGCGACGAUAGCCAAGGAUUUCGGCGUGCGGUGCAAGGCGUACAAAUGCGCGGUGCAGAACUUCGACGAGGUCCAAGCCACAACGGACGCGGUCCUCAAAGACUUUGGCCGUCUGGACGUCAUGAUUGCGAAUGCGGGCAUCCCGUCUAAGGCUGGCGGGUUGGACGACAAGCUGGAGAACUGGCACAAGGUGGUGGAUGUCGAUUUUUCUGGCGCGUAUUACUGCGCGCGUGUUGCGGGAGAAAUUUUCCGGAAGCAGGGAUCAGGAAAUCUCAUCUUCACGGCUUCUAUGUCUGGGCACGUGGCCAAUGUGCCGCAGCAGCAGGCUUGUUACAAUGCCUGCAAGGCGGGCGUCAUCCACCUCGCCAAAUCACUGGCGGUCGAGUGGGCGGGCUUUGCUCGGGUCAACGUAGUCAGCCCAGGCUACAUCGACACGCCCAUCAGCGGCGACUGUCCGCCUGAAAUGAAGGAGGAGUGGUACUCUCUGACGCCGAUGAGACGGGACGCGGAUCCGCGGGAGCUGAAGGGCGUCUAUCUCUAUCUGGCGAGUGACGCCAGCACCUACACGACAGGUGCGGAUAUUGUUGUCGACGGGGGUUAUACUUGCAGGUAA